Scleropages formosus (Asian bonytongue) is the source of this 4128-nucleotide messenger RNA. It is a transcript of the gene slc17a7a, whose product is annotated as solute carrier family 17 member 7a. Bases 332 to 2314 code for a protein of 660 amino acids. Gene Ontology annotation, cellular component: synaptic vesicle membrane; excitatory synapse. The record is from RefSeq and is a predicted model, not a curated record. Gene Ontology annotation, molecular function: L-glutamate transmembrane transporter activity; neurotransmitter transmembrane transporter activity. Lineage: Eukaryota; Metazoa; Chordata; Actinopteri; Osteoglossiformes; Osteoglossidae. Gene Ontology annotation, biological process: neurotransmitter loading into synaptic vesicle; regulation of synapse structure or activity; transmembrane transport. The transcript is spliced from 13 exons.
AUGUGAACAGGACACCCCAGGUUGGAAGUGUCCGUCUUUCUCAAGGUAAGUUUGGACUGAGGUCACUGGGAGCUGUGCGCUGUGGUACGCAGGAGCUUCGGGGCUCCGUUGAGGUGCAGCGUCCUGGAGUUCACUGAGACAGAUGGUGAUCAUUAGGUGAUCAGUUAUUGUAGUGGAUUUCAGCCACGGGGUUCUGAUGAGGAGUGUGUCUGCGGGUGCACUGUGGACCGAUGAUGAUGCCCCCAGGCUAAGGAGAAGCCCACGGGUCGGAUGGAGUGGCUGAACUUCACUCAUCGUCCGAGGAUGACUUCAGAGGCCUGGAGAGAAACACAUGUCGUCCAGAGACCCGUCCACCAGCACGUGGAGAACAGCUGUCGGUGUGAACAUGCAAGAGACAAGGGUUACCGUCACGAGAGGGGGAGGAGGUGAGGGAUGGGAAGAGAGGGAGAGAGAGAGAGAGAGAGAGAGAGAGAGAGAGAGGGAGAGAGAGAGGGAGGGGGAGGCAGUCCGUGCGCCGGCUGUGGAGCACACUAGUGGCCGCAGACCGGACGGGUGUGUGCGCCGUAAGGAUGGAGGUUCGACCGGACAGGCUGAAGGAGGUGGCUGGAAAGACCCUGGGCAAGAUCCACAGGUUGUUGGAGAGGCGUCAGCCGAACGGCGAGACCAUCGAGCUGUCGGCAGAGGGUCGGCCCGAGCUGGUGCAGGAGAAGGAGCUGCCCGUUGUAGACUGCACCUGCUUUGGCUUGCCCCGUCGCUACAUCAUCGCCAUCCUUUCCGGUCUGGGCUUCUGCAUCUCCUUCGGCAUCCGCUGCAACCUGGGAGUGGCCAUUGUGAGCAUGGUCAACAACCACACCGUGCUCAAGGGCAACAAGGAGGUGCUGGUGGGUGCCCAGUUUACAUGGGACCCAGAGACGGUGGGCAUGAUCCAUGGCUCCUUCUUCUGGGGCUACAUCGUCACACAGAUCCCCGGUGGCUUCAUUUGCCAGAAGUUUGCUGCCAACAGAGUGUUUGGCUUCGCUAUCGUCGCCACAUCUACGCUCAACAUGCUGAUUCCGUCGGCAGCGCGAGUGCACUACGGCUGUGUGAUCCUCGUCAGGAUAUGCCAGGGACUUGUGGAGGGUGUGUCGUACCCAGCAUGCCAUGGGAUCUGGGCGAAGUGGGCCCCUCCUCUGGAGAGAAGCCGAUUGGCUACGACUGCCUUCUGCGGUUCGUACGCCGGGGCCGUGGUGGCGAUGCCCUUGGCAGGGGUGCUGGUGCAGUACUCUGGGUGGUCCUCAGUCUUCUACGUUUACGUUUUGGGAUAUUCUGGUACCUCUUCUGGAUCCUGGUGUCCUACGAGAGCCCGGCUGCUCACCCAACCAUUACUCCCGAGGAGCGGAAGUAUAUUGAGGACGCCAUCGGGGAGACGGCGGGCCUUGUAAACCCCCUGCAGAAAUUCAAGACCCCGUGGAGACAUUUCUUCACCUCCAUGCCAGUGUACGCCAUCAUCGUGGCAAACUUCUGUCGCAGCUGGACCUUCUACCUGCUCCUCAUCAGCCAGCCGGCGUACUUUGAGGAAGUGUUUGGCUUUGAGAUCAGUAAGGUGGGUCUGGUGUCUGCCCUUCCCCAUCUGGUGAUGACCAUCAUCGUCCCUAUUGGGGGCCAGCUGGCCGACUACCUGCGCUCCCACAAAAUCAUGUCCACCACGAACGUCAGGAAGCUUAUGAACUGCGGAGGCUUUGGCAUGGAGGCCACUCUGCUCCUCGUGGUGGGCUUUUCCCACACCAAGGGCAUCGCCAUCUCCUUUCUCGUGCUGGCGGUGGGCUUCAGUGGAUUUGCUAUCUCAGGCUUCAACGUGAACCACCUGGACAUCGCUCCACGCUAUGCCAGUAUCCUCAUGGGCAUCUCCAACGGGGUGGGCACCCUGUCGGGCAUGGUGUGUCCUCUCAUAGUGGGAGCCAUGACCAAGCACAAGACCCGAGAAGAGUGGCAGUACGUCUUCCUCAUAGCCGCUCUCGUCCACUAUGGAGGAGUGAUCUUCUACGGCAUCUUUGCGUCCGGCGAGAAGCAGCCCUGGGCCGAUGCCGAGGACACCAGUGAGGAGAAGCGUGGCAUCCUGGACGAGGACGAGCUGGCCGACGCCACCGAGGAGAUGCACCAUUCGGCCAGAGGGGGGCAGUACGGAGCCUUGAGUGGCCCCCCUGCAGGCGGCGGCAGCGGUGGGGGCGGAGGCUGGGUGGCCGACUGGGACUGUACCGAGGAAUACGUGCAGCCCCCCGGGCCGAACCACUACCUGUACAGCGGAGGGAUGGAUGGACACCUGGGGGCAGCGUGACGUGUGAACCUGUGUACAUGGUCCUCCUUGCCGAGUGUGUCUUUGUGAAUGUGUGUGUUUAGCUGCAGAGCCCACAUUCCCCUUUCCCCUUCCUCUGGUCAAAGUGUGGCCCGUGUGCCAGAUUAAUAAGAGAGUGCGCGCGUAUGUGUGUGUGCGUGCGUGCGUGCGUGCAUGUGUAUGUUGUGUGCGUGUGUGCGCCCCACUCUUUCUCCGCAUUCCCUUUGAAAAAUGUUUCUUAAUAUUCAGGUCCACGGCUUUGUACCGCGCUGCCAUGCUGCAGGUCGGCCUCGUGCCUCGAACCUCUGCCCUGCGCCCGACACCGUGGAACUGAACUGAUGCACCUGAUGAGCUCAUUUGUUUGCAUUGUGAGCAUCAAAAUAUGGAAUAUACACACAGUCUAUGAAAGCACAGAAUUUUGGAAGGUUUCGUAGAGAAAUGCAUUCUGGGUAGCCAACAUACUGUAUAGGCCAGAGUCCAGGUCAGUUACGUGUUACCUGUGAGCAGCAGGAAAGGUGAGCCGUGUAUCUGUGUGUGAGCGUCAUUGUCGGUGUCAGUGUCGAUAUUGGUGUGCGUCGGUGUGAGUGCGACAGUGUCAGUGUGAGUGCCAGGGCUGCUGAGAUACUGAGCAGCUGUGUGGUGCGUGGGUUCGAAUGGAUGCCACCGCUAUAAUGACUGUGGAGAAGGAGUGUGAAGAGGUUCAGCACACGUUAAUGGAGCCUCUUAGCACCGGCAGCAGCAACACACUCGAUCACACACUUGAUCACACACUCUCGUGGAGGCAGAGGCUAGCAGUCCAACACACGGUCGGUGACCUGGACGGUAGGUGACUGACGGUGAACAUCCUCAGCUGUCUGAUGUGAUGAGACAAAGUCAUGCUCAAGUGUUUCCAGGGAAGAGGGACGCUGGACACAUGACACGAGGGACAUGGGACACAAGGACACAGGGGACGUGUGACUCCUAACCCAUAGCAACAGGUCACUUUGGAGUUGUUGCCUGUUUCAGCGUGGAUCUGCACACCAGUGUUUUUAUUCCAUCGGUUAUCUUGGAUACUACAGCAGUUAUUAUAUAGGAUAUAAUACCAGAUACUGUACCGGUUAUUAUAUGGGAUAUAAUACCACGGUACCAGUUAUUAUAUCCCGUAUACUACCAGUAUAGACACUACCAGUUAUUAUAGCAGUUAUUAUAGCAGAUAUAAUACUGGAUGCUGCCCCACCCAGGUAACAGGCAAGAGGAGAGGAGCUUGAAUAGCUUUGCAGGCCUGCUGUUCUGUGCUCUUCUGUUUCCUCCUCCUCCAUAUGUUCAGUGGAAUGUGUCACAUCUACAAAUGAUCAGAAAUAGAACUAAUGCAUUUUUAAUAAAGGAAUAAUGUGGAAUGAAUGUGUUUACUGUAGAUGGUGAAACGGUUAAACAUGAUCUCAGGCAUAAUAUAGAGAGUGGGCGUGGGCCGCGAACCCUGCACACUGCCGAAAAUGUGUAGUCAUUGAGAGUGACACACAAGGGGUCACGAGACCCAGAGCACCCCCCCCCGUGGGAGGGAGAUCAGCGUGGUGGGAGACCAGGUGGAGGUACCUGCACUACUUCACCAGAAAUCUCCUCAGUUCUUUACUUCUGCAUUUGUCCUUGUUCUUGUUUUUCUUCAUUCUGUUUCUUCCUGUGGUUUUGUUGACUUCUGUUUUGAUCUUUUAUUAUUUGAAAUGCUCUUUACUUGAAAAAAGUAAAGCAUACAUGAAUUAUAAAAGAAUAUAUAUGUACGAAAUAUGGGCAUGUGAAAAACCCCUGUAUAAAAUAAAUGAAAAUGAGUGUGUAUGUAUACA